CCUUAUUUUGCUUCGCUCUAACAUUAUCUUGCAAUAAACUAGAAUGAAACAUCUGAUUCUGUUAUUUACGUCAUCAAUUCAAUUAACAAUUAGCACUCGUUAGUACAUACGUAUGUUAAACUGAAACGAUCUACUAGAGUUAAGCAUAUCAAAUCGUAUGGAUAUGAAAUGCUGCUUUUCGUUGAUCACAUAUAUGCUAAAGAGGGCCAUUUUGUUGCAACCCAAAGAUUUACUACACUUACAUUGCUUAUACAAUCUACUAAAUUGACGAUUUUCACAAGUGUUUUCGAUGUUAACGAUAUGAAAUUAUGUGUACAGAGUGAGAAAGUAGAAAUAAGGCACAUGGAGCAAAAUACGAGAAAAUCAACAGAAGAAGCUAUUAACCUUAGUACGACGUCACGCAAUAAAACGAAAAUAAAUGGCAUUUUACAGAAUUUUUCUACAGCAACAAUUCCAAGCCCGACAAUUGCUGGUGAGAGUCAUUUGGAAGAAGCGCCCACAACGUCAAACAGUAAAGCGAUAGUCGAUGCUAUUUUAGAAGAUUUUUCCACAGCGUCAUUUACAAGUUCGAGAAGCACACCAGAAAAGCAUUUAAAAGAAAUACCUAAACGUUGCUAUAGUCGCAAAUUUAGGAAAAGGAUUCAAGAGAAAAGUGUGGACGCUGAAGUAAAUACAGCUCCAGUGGAUGAUUUUAGCUCAUGUUCCUCCAUUGGAGAUAACGACGAUAAAUUUAGAAUACCCGCAAAUGUAACUAAGUUAAUAAAAGAAAUUUUACGUCUAAGAGCAAGGAGUGUCGAACAUAUCCGCUUUAAAGGUUUCAAAGGAUAUCCUGAUAGGCGGAAAUAAAACUGCAGAAUUUAUGUCAGAAUCUUCGCCAAUAGAAGCAAUAAUUCCAUGUAAUGCCGUUGAAAAGAAAGUGAGAGUUUCUUGUAACAGCGAUAAAAUUACGCGAUAACGUUCAAAGACAAAGGAUAAUAUCAACAAAUAUCAAAAAUGACAGUCAACUUUUGAAGCUGCUGAUGACUGCCAAAAUGAUGCAAUUACCGGUUUUAUAAUGUUGCAAUUUCAAAGAAACUGCCAAAGUGAUAUCUUAAUAACCAAAGGCGAGAAUUUAACAUACAAUGAACUGUGAUAUGAUCAAUGAAUGUAAAUAUUUGCUAUUGUUUCGGUGUAUGUGAUUUAUUCCUUCAAUUGAAAUCGGAGCUUUGUAUUUUGUUAUGCUAAACGGGUCGGUGCACGAUUUAUUUACUGCAAUCUUAACAAGGAAUAUAACACAGAAGAACUGCCAAAAAAAAAAAAAACGAAUGUUUAGUUGAAAGUAUUUAAAAGAAUCAGUUACCUAAAUAACGCAUGUUUUUAACAAUUUGUAUUAAAGGUAAUUAAAACAUAAAUACGAUCAAGGGCGAAUUAUGCCGGCGAAUAAACUUCAACUUUUAGUUGGCCAAUGGGAAACAAUAUUUGGAAGAAAAAAGAUUCAAAGCAAGGCCUAGCAAAAAGUUUCCACAAAUUCGGAAAAAUCAAAUUAUCAAUAAUUGCAAUAAAAAUGAAAUCAGUACCGCUAAUAAUGUUCAAUUGAUCGUCAGUUGUUGCGGAAUAUCGAGGCAAAUUAUAAGAAAAUCUCAAAGUACUUUGGAUCUAAUAUACUAAAUAAAUUUAUCUGCAGACAAUAUGGAUCUAAGCGCUUUUGUAACUAUCGUUACUAGACUAUUUACUAGUAAUAAGAAAUUAAAUAACUAAGAAAACUCAUUGUAAAGACUUAUCAAACGGAUCUGGGCUACAAUCAACUAGUAGUCGAUACUUUUGCUGAGGCCGAAAUUCUAUAAUUUUGUAGUCACCUAAAACUAGUGCCUUAGGAUAAAAAAUAACAUUCUGUUUAUAAAUCAUUCAAAAAUUUUUCUAGAUGCAAAAAUUAUACAAGUUUCAAAGGAUUGCAUUAAACGUGUUGCCUAUUCCAGUCAUUA
This is a messenger RNA of Glossina fuscipes, 1961 nucleotides long. RefSeq lists its product as uncharacterized. NCBI's taxonomy places the organism in Eukaryota, Metazoa, Arthropoda, Insecta, Diptera, Glossinidae. The record is from RefSeq and is a predicted model, not a curated record. The transcript is spliced from 2 exons. Bases 169 to 846 code for a protein of 225 amino acids.